AUGAAGGCAGAGAUGGCCUUCGCCGCACUGCAAUACCUGCCCAUGCCCGUCAUGCUGCUUUCCAGCACCAAGGAGAUUGUGCUGGCUAAUGAAGCCAUGGCCCGGCUUCUGGGCAUUGAUCCGGAUCACGUGCACGAGGCCGACGAUAUGCACAGUCGCGAUAUUCUGCACGGCGCGACUUUGGGUGAGCUGGGGUUCGACUUGCUGCAGAAUGGAAGUCCGGUGUUCGUGGCGUGGGAAGACUUCCUAGACACGCUCGUGCACGAUGCGUGCAGAGCUCAGAGCAGCACGACCCAGCUGAACACGCAUCAUGCCAGUGCGACGGCCCAGCUGCACGGUGCAGACCGCACUCCCACGGGCCACCGACAUCACAAGCGCUCCAUAUCGCCUGGUGCUCGGACGGAAGUGUACGAUGCCUCCAUCAGUGUGGUCUUCUCCACCCACCGCGAUGCCAAGACAGGCAUGCCCCUCGCUGCGAGGAACGAGAUGACGCAGCAUGUUGAAUGUCAAAUGAUUGUUUCCGUGUGGGCCACCGAGCACCAACAAUUCUACACCUUGACCAUGACUGCUGCGGCAGGCUGCGACUCAGCCUCGACUGCGGAAUUUGCCAAGACCACGAGCAGAACGGUGUCACGGCAGGCGACGUCGUCAUACGCCAACAGCCUUCCUUCUGCGCUCAGCUCUCAUUCCAGCUCCAGCGAAGCGUCCAACCACAAGCGCCUCACCUACCAAUCCCCUCCCACCUCCAACUACGCCAGUCCUACCAUCUCGGAAUUCCCUCCCCGAGGUCCGCCGAUCAAGUCGACCAUAGCAGCUCCCAGCAUGUUUGCCAAGACGAACCGGCUCAAAGAUGCGCUUCUAGACAGUAUGAAGCUGCCGGCUUAUGCCAUGUGGAAGGACGAGAGCUUUGGCAUUCCGAACAUCGCUGCCGUCCGAUUGCUUUACCCGUGGAUCACUGACAAAGACACCUACGACUCUACCGAACAGGCCAAGGACUUUCUCUCGCGCUUCACCUUGUAUCGAGGUGAUUUCUCCGAAGAAAUCCCAUUUGAUGAGUUCCCAAUCAUGCGGCUCAUGAGAGAGCGGCAGCGCUUCGACGCUCUACGCAUCGGCAUGUACAGCGUCAAAGAUGGGAGCCGCGUGCUGUUCGAUGUCUCGGGUGAACCUCUCAUCGAUGACAAGGGAGACUUUCUGGGAGGCGUAGUACUUUUUCACGACGUCACCGCAUAUGCUCAGACGAUAUCACGACAGCAAGAGCAGAACGAGCGCCAAUUCGAGAACAUCUGUAAUAUGGUCCCCAUCAUGAUUUGGCGCACUACGCCCGACGGCUCACACGACUACUUCAACGACCCGUGGUACUCCUAUACUGGCAUGUCCGUUGAGAUGAGUGAGGGCGAAGGGUGGAUGAACGCUUUCGAUGCUGAAGAUCUGAAAGUAGCCGUACCUAUCUGGCAGCAUUCCUUAGCUACUGGUGAUGAAUACCUCACUGAAUACAGAGCCAGGAAUGCAAAUGGACAAUGGCGAUGGAUGCUUGGAAGAGCAACGCCGAUGAAGGAUGAGAAGGGAAGAAUUCUAAAGUGGUUCGGAACUUGCACAGACAUUCACGAUCAGAUUUUGGCGCGUGAGGAGGCCAAGCAGACCAGAGCUCAACUAGCCAGAGUGAUAGAGCAUGCUAACAUCACGCUCUGGGCAGUCGACACGGAAUGCAAAAUAACCUUGUCUGAGGGACGGGCGAUGCAUACCGAUCCGAGCGACCAAAAUGGAUAUCAUCGCGACAAGACCAAAUACAUCGGAAAGAGCCUCUGGGAGAUCUUUAGGAUGCAGGGACGUUCGGGCGAAAUUGAGACCUUUGCCCGACCUAUCAGAGAUAUCUUGGCCGGCCGCACGAUUGAUGAAACGAUUGAGAGCCAGAUCACGACUAGCGGGCGUUGGUAUCGGACCAGGUUAUAUCCGCUUUGGCGCCAAGAGCGCAAGGGUGGCAUUGAGGGUGAUUCGUAUCUUGACGGCGUCGUUGGCGUCAGUAUGGACAUUACGGAGCUCAAGAAGGCAGCGGAAGAGGUCGCGGCCCGUGAUCGGGAGAAUUCUCGUCUUCUGGCGCAAUCCGUUGCCGCCAAAGAAGCAAGCAAAAUGAAGAGUCAGUUCUUGGCGAACAUGUCUCACGAGAUUCGAACGCCUAUUGCUGGUGUCAUCGGAAUGUCAGAGCUUUUGCUAGACGACGGCCCUGGAGACCUCACGCCCGAACAGCGCGAGUGUGCCGAGAACAUACAACGAAGCGCCAAUGGUUUACUGACUGUCAUCAAUGACAUUCUCGAUUUCUCCAAAGUUGAGAGCGGCCGCCUCGACAUCGAAGAGGUGCAAUUCGAUCUUUCGGUGGUCAUCCGAGAUGUCAACAAGAUGCUGAGUUUUGCUGCCGAGCGGAAGGGACUGAGGUACAUCGACGAUAUCCAGAGACUUAAGAAUUGGAGGGUCCUUGGUGAUCCUGGUCGCUUGAGACAGGUAAUGACGAAUCUUCUGACUAAUUCCAUCAAAUUCACAAGCGAAGGCAGCGUCACGAUGAGAGUCAAAGCGCAGAAAGAGACUGAGGAGAUGGUUGAAGUCCAUUUCACAGUCGAAGACACUGGUAUCGGCAUCGAGGAAGAGGUACGUAGGAAGCUGUUCAAACCAUUCUCGCAAGCAGACAGCUCCACAGCAAGACGCUUUGGAGGAACCGGACUUGGUCUCACCAUUUCCAAGAACCUGGUGGAGCUCAUGCGAGGCGGCAUUUCCUUGCAAUCAAAGCUUGGUGUUGGGACUGUCGCUACGUUCUGGAUACCUUUCCUUAAAGCGCCAUACCAGUCUAACGAGUCAGCCUUGGUUGACCUUGGAAACAUACCUGAUCGACUGCAAUCUGAACUAUCGGUGUCUCGGCCUGGGUCGGAUAAUGCUACCCAGCCCACCACUCCAACAACAUCAGCCGUUCGGCAUCGAAGUUAUCCCUCGAGCGGGUUGACACCUGUAAACUCCUGGCCAGAUGGAGCACUUCCUGAGCUUGAUCUCAGUGCGGACGAGCGAAAAGUCACAAACGUCCUUGUCGUGGAAGAUAAUGCGGUCAAUCAGCAGAUUGCGCUGAAAACAAUUCGAAAGCUCGGGUUUCCAGUUCGUGCCGUGUGGAAUGGUCAAGAGGCUCUAGACUAUCUAGCUACACCGUCGGAAGAGCAGCCACGACCCGAUAUCAUUCUGAUGGAUGUGCAAAUGCCGAUCAUGGAUGGCUACAAAGCCACGUACACGGUGCGCAACGGCAAACCUUUCGUCAAUAAUCCCGAAGUGCAGAGCAUACCGAUCGUAGCCAUGACAGCUUCGGCCAUCCAGGGCGAUCGUGAAAAGUGCCAGGAUGCCGGGAUGGACGACUACUUGUCGAAACCUGUCAAGAAACCCAACCUGGAAAGGAUGAUUGUCAAAUGGGCUAUUGAGGGCAAGAAA
Messenger RNA from Pseudocercospora fijiensis CIRAD86, 3459 nucleotides. RefSeq lists its product as uncharacterized. Gene Ontology annotation, molecular function: protein binding; phosphorelay sensor kinase activity. The record is from RefSeq and is a predicted model, not a curated record. The annotation marks the transcript as partial. NCBI's taxonomy places the organism in Eukaryota, Fungi, Ascomycota, Dothideomycetes, Mycosphaerellales, Mycosphaerellaceae. The transcript is spliced from 2 exons. Gene Ontology annotation, biological process: phosphorelay signal transduction system; phosphorylation.